This is a messenger RNA of Dibothriocephalus latus, 319 nucleotides long. Lineage: Eukaryota; Metazoa; Platyhelminthes; Cestoda; Diphyllobothriidea; Diphyllobothriidae. The record is from the annotation of a GenBank genome assembly.
GAUGAUGAUGAUGAUGAUGACGAUCAUGAUGAUGAUGAUGAUGAUGAUGAUGAUGAUGAUGAUGAUGAUGAUGCUGAGGAUGAUGAUGGUGAGGAUGAUGAUGAUGAUGGUGGUGUUGAUUAUAUUUAUGAUAAUACUGAGGUUGAUGAUGAUGAUGAUGAUGAUGAUGAUGAUGAUGAUGCUGAAAGUUCAUUUUGAUGGUAAUGUCAAACUUUCAGCAAAUGUUCACAUCCAACUGACUGCCUCAACACCAUUUGAAAACAAAUACUUAUCCUUAUAUUUCGGAUGUAACAGGGAAGUUUGGUUAAUUAUGCUGUAA